Messenger RNA from Cinara cedri, 285 nucleotides. Lineage: Eukaryota; Metazoa; Arthropoda; Insecta; Hemiptera; Aphididae. The record is from the annotation of a GenBank genome assembly.
AUGGAUAAUCCAAGAGUUAGUUCAAAACGCGUUCCAACACAAAACUCCGAAUCUAUGAUCAGUCCACGUUGGCGCAUACGCAGUAAAUCGAUCACAGAUCAGUACACAACUAGUCCGAAAUUCGGAGUUGGAAAAAACGAGUUUCCCUGUUAUCGUCAACCCUCGAUACUAGAGAAGAUCAGUGCAGUUGAGCACAAACGAGUAUCUAUAAUACUAUACGAGUAUAGUUACAAAGUGGCCGCCUCAUUGUUAUCAUUCUCGUUAGAUCUCACCAAAUUAUUAUAG